Messenger RNA from Pristis pectinata (smalltooth sawfish), 1662 nucleotides. RefSeq names its product RNA polymerase II, I and III subunit H (gene polr2h). The coding region runs from base 120 to 572 and encodes 150 amino acids. Gene Ontology annotation, biological process: DNA-templated transcription. The transcript has 5 exons. The record is from RefSeq and is a predicted model, not a curated record. Gene Ontology annotation, molecular function: DNA-directed RNA polymerase activity. Lineage: Eukaryota; Metazoa; Chordata; Chondrichthyes; Rhinopristiformes; Pristidae. Gene Ontology annotation, cellular component: RNA polymerase III complex; RNA polymerase II, core complex; RNA polymerase I complex.
GCGAUUCUGCCAGUAUCCCGACAUACUUUGAGAAAUUGGUCGGUUCUGCAACUGGGCCUGUUGAGCAGUUGUUGGAAGUUUUGUUGUUUAAAGUUAAUUUUAACUUUGUGUGGUGGGCGAUGGCGGGGAUUUUAUUUGAGGAUAUUUUUGAUGUGAAAGAUAUUGAUCCGGAGGGUAUAAAGUUUGACAGAGUUUCUCGCCUACACUGUGAGAGUGAAUCCUUUAAAAUGGACCUGAUACUUGAUGUAAACAUUCAGAUUUAUCCUGUUGAACUUGGUGACAAAUUUCGUCUGGUAAUAGCAAGUACUUUGUAUGAAGAUGGAACGCCAGAUGAUGGAGAAUAUAACCCCACAGAUGACCGGCCAUCUAGGGCAGACCAAUUUGAAUAUGUUAUGUAUGGAAAAGUUUAUCGAAUAGAAGGAGAUGAAAGCUCAACUGAAGCAGCCACCAGGCUGUCAGCUUAUGUAUCCUAUGGAGGUCUACUUAUGAGGCUUCAAGGUGAUGCAAAUAAUUUGCAUGGCUUUGAGGUGGAUUCCAGAGUGUAUCUGCUAAUGAAGAAACUUGCAUUCUAAGAUGAAAGGACAAGAAUGUAGAAAUCUUAAAUGUACUUAACUUAUCAAUGAAAUCAAAUUUGUUGAUUUUAGUCAACAAAUGAUUUAUCACACCAAAUCUCUAAAUGUCCUACAUUUCCAGUUCUCCUUGUUUCAAAGGAGAUGAUGUAGGAAAGUAACUAUUUAAAAUUAAUGAGUGGCCUUAAUAUUUCAAAUAACAGCAUUUUAAGUGGCCAUUUCAUGAAAAGUUAUACAUGUUUUGAUGUGUACAAAAUGGAAUUCUUUUGUACAAAAUGGAAUUCUUUAAACAGCAUCCAAAUAAAAAUGUUUCUUAUUUCAAGAGUAACAUAAAAUGCUGUUUAAUGCUAUGACGCUGAGAUUUAGGUUAACUGAUCAUGAAACUCUUUAAUUAAAGUCCACAUUUACAGAUCAUUCAAAACUAGCACAAAAGAACAAAAAGUAAGCAAAAGGGCUAAUGGAAUUCAAAAGUAAUGAAAUAAAUUUAAAAAAAAAAUUUUAAAAAUUCAAAAGUUCUACAUGGCCUUGGUCAUUCUCCAUCUGGAAUAUUGCAUUUAGUAUGGGUAUGUGUGGGGGGGGCAUCACCAUGGCAACGAGAUAACAACAUGCUGUUGUUUGUUCGGAGAGUCAGAAUCAGAGAAAGAGAGUGAGAGAGACACCCUGCCUGCUGGUCUCUGUAUCGAUGGAUGAAAAACAAUAACUGUGUCUGUCACUACAAUCCAUGUAUGGAUUUUUGGAAUAAUCCAGUGGAGUCCACUUUGUCGUUAACCUGUAGAAGGAAACAGGUAUUUGUGUGGACGGCUUUUUGAAUGCUUUUUGGGGUGGCAGAUACUUCGGAACAAAUGAAUGAAGAUCAUCAGUGAUUGAGGUGUCGUAUGAGUCCCAUCGUGGAACAGUUGGAUUUCGUAAUUACUCUCUGUUUUCUCUCUACAUUUUCUCUUUAGUUGGUGGUUUUGCAGAAGCCUUUGCUCACGUUUCACCUUAUGGCUUGCUGAACUCUGAGAAUCAUUCCUGAACUUGGAGUUUGGGAAUUUGCCACACACACACUUCGAGUUUAGUUUUGGCGUUAAUGUUUAAUAUCUAACUUUUUUAC